Molecule: messenger RNA, 4166 nt
Organism: Pomacea canaliculata
Lineage: Eukaryota; Metazoa; Mollusca; Gastropoda; Architaenioglossa; Ampullariidae
Product: serine/threonine-protein phosphatase 6 regulatory ankyrin repeat subunit C-like
Biological process (GO): intracellular signal transduction
Molecular function (GO): protein binding
Source: RefSeq, a predicted model, not a curated record
AGAAGAAUCUCUGUAAAAAUGAUACGAUAGUUCAAUCUCUCCUUGAUUUUCUCCUCAAAAGAGGAAUGAACCUGGAGCUCCGUUGCUCAACAACAGAGACAGCGCUCCAUCUGGCGGCUAGACACGACAAACUGGUUCAUGGUCAAAUACUUGGUUCAGCGAGGAGCUAACAUUCUUGAAUUAGACAGCGAAGGUUGUUCUAUCCUUCAAAGACUAAUUUGUUGCAGAAGUGAAAUCCGGGACAUGGAGAUCUUUCUUAGUAUUCUUCGUCAAAGUGGCGGCCGCAGUAGUUUACCACCUACUGCUGGUGGAAAUUCCCUGCUGCAACUUGCCGCGAAGCAUGAAAAGUGGGAAAUCGCAGACUAUAUUUUAAAAGAUAAAGGAGGGAACGUCGACCAGCUUGACAACGAAGGCUGCAGUGUUCUUCACAGAAUGGCUACAAGCCGAGGAAGAACAUUUAAAGAAGGUCUAUGGUGCUUUUCGAUCAGACCCAUUUUUCACAACUCUACAAAUCUUGACGAGCAAAAACGACAUGACCUCAUCCAUCAGGCGGCUGCUGCAGGAAAUGUCGACGUCGUGGACGCACUGCUCGACAAUUUUGAUGAUGUCAACAGAGUAGACUGCGCAGGGUUCACGGUUCUACACAGAGUGGCUCAGUGUUGUGUGUCCACAUCAGUGGCUAUCAUCCGACGCAUUGUCCAGAAAGGCGGAGAUGUAGACAAGAAGUGUCCUGAUGGUAACACAGCUUUACAUCUCGCAGCAAAAAGCAACAACUGGUUGGCUGUUCAGCAUCUGCUAAAGUAUGGAGCGAGUGCUAAUACUCUCGACACUGAGGGGAUGACGGUUCUACACAGACUGCUUGGUCAGCCACAUUUACGGUGUAGACAAUGUGCGCAGAGACCAUAUAGUGAAAUCACAGUUUUAUUACUUACUGAUAUUUUAUUCCAAGGUGCCUUAAUCAAUCAGAGAGACCUAAAAGAUAAUACUCCUUUGCAUCUUGCUGUCAAGAAUGAACAUUGGGACAUGGUAAUAGAACUCUUGGCUCGAGGGGCUUCUAUGAAUGAACGAGACUCCUGUGGAUGCACUGCUCUUCACACUAUUGCCAAACGCCGGAAAAAAGACAUCAACAACAAAAUAUCCAUUGACAGCAGUUGUGUGACCUGUUCUAUAAAUGGUGGCUCAAAUAUUCAGAUGUUUAAGUCUAAUACUUCUAGCGAAGACAGUAUUUAUCUGGUCAUGUGCGACUAUUUUGUCAACAACACGAUGCUUAUUGAUGUUUUGGAUCCUGAUGGUAAUACAGCACUGAUGCUUUCUGUGAAAAACAACAACUGGGACAUCACAGAACGACUCCUGCUUAAAGGCGCGAACGUUUGCAUAUUGGAUCGUAAGGGCGUGUCUGUCCUUCAUGUUCUGGCUUCUGCAACACCAGAAUGUGGCAGUGAUCUCUUGCGUCAGCAGCUGUCGAAGAAAAUACUGGACUUGUUAAUCUCAAAUAGUGCUGACAUCAAUGCACGAGACCCAGAAGGCAACACACCACUACAACUGGCUGCAAAGCACGGGAACAUGGACAUGGUGGAGAACCUCUUGGAGUUUCUAGACGACGUGAACGAGACUGACAGUGAGGGCUUCACCCUGUUGUCGAGAGUCGCUCAGACCUUGUCUCCUAAAUGUGAGGACAUCACCAUCUGGCUGUUGGAGAACGGUGCUGACGUGGACUUCGCGUGUCCUGACGGUAAGACACCACUAGUACUGUCAGUCAUCUCCAAGAAUUGGAUGAUGACGUCGUUAUUGCUGGAUUUUGAUGCCAACAUCGACAGUCUGUUUUUGAAAGACCAUCUAAUUGUGCAUCGUCUUCUUGAAGAUUCAAGAUUGAAAGAAAAUUGUGACAUAGAAAGUGAAAUUCUGAUGCGAGUGAUUGAGUUAGGAAAUGACACAUUUUUGCAUAGAAGUCCUGACGGCCGAUCCCCAAUACAACAUGCAUUCAUGAAACGAAAGUGGAACAUUGUUGAAAUGCUUCUUGAAAAUGGAGCUUACACCGACCCAGAACCUCUUCUAGGAGAAUUUGUGUUUCAUGAUUUCGCAGACUGGGCCUCAGAGUCUCAAAUGGAGGACGAAGACUGGAUCCUGUCUCUGCUGCCCAGCGGUAGCCUGAAUAUAAACUUACGUGAUAGUAAUGGUGACACUCCGCUGAACAUCUUGGCACAAAACGGUCAGUGGCAGUUAGUGCGGUGGUUUGUGAGCACGGAGCAAGCGUAAACGUGAGACAGCAAAGGGUGGACAGUGCUUCACCGACUGGCCAUGAUGUAUUUCUUCUCGGGUGGGGAGGGUUUCAGACCUGCCCGUGUUCUGAAGUCGAUUGUGGAAAAGGGUGCUGAUAUCAACGCAGCGGGGCCAGAAGGUAAAACAGCUGUCCAGGUGGCAAAAGAGAAGAAAAACUGGAUUAUCUUCUGGAGUCUCGUGCAGUUAGGGGCAGAGUAUAACUGGGAUGACGCUGAUAAACAAGUCAUUCUUGAAAAUGUGUGUCAUUUCAAAAAACGUGGUGCACAAGCAGACAAUCUAGAAUCUGUUAUAAAGUGCCUCACAGACCCCUUUUCAAAUUUAACGAGAUUGCAGACACCAGAAAGUCCUCCACUAUUGCUCAAUGCCUUGGAAAAAUGUGUCCAGUAUUCAAACUGGACAGUGGCCAAAGUCCUGCUUCAUUAUUGCCCUAAUCUAAGCUUUAAAAGUUCAGUAAAGAACAGCUAUUUGUUGGACACUAUGGUUUCUUCAUACCGCAAAAAGGAGCAUGUGAUCUGGGUUUCUUUUCUUGAUACCCUGAUUGAGCGAGGCCUUGACAUCAACAGUCGAGGGAGAAGCGGGCAACCGGUACUAUUUCACUGGAAAGUUUUAAUUGGGUUUAUAUACAAAAACCAGAACUCGUUCUUAAAAGUUUUGCUUCAGAGAGGAGCCGAUCCGUGGGCUUUGGACAUCGAAGGACAUUCAUUCCUUACCAAGGUUCUGCGUGAGUCAGGUACGUUUGUCUUAAAAGCAUUUAUCUCCCUUAUACAGUUGGGAGUUAUUCCUCAGGAAAAAUAUCUUAAGAAUGUAGCAGCAUCCGUCUCACCGACGAGAACUGCGGUUCAGAAGAAGGACUGGUCUGUUCUGAAGAUCUUGACUAAAUGUGGUGCCAGCACCAACUCGGAGCUUUUCUCCCUUCACACAGAGUAUCAGCUAAAAAGAGCUCAAGAUGCUGAGAGAGAAAGAUCCAUGCCUGAUCAAGUUGGUCUGAUUCUAGAGCAGGCAGCAACUCAUCCAAGUUCUUUAGAAUCCCUCUGUCGCCUCGCUGUUUCUCGCUGCCUUCCGUGUGGUUUGGGUAGAAAUGACUCGGUCAGGUCCCUGUGCUUGCCAUCAGUAUUACAAGACUACCUAUUGUUCAUCGACGUGCUCUCUGAUCCCGAGCUCUCGUCGAUUGUCAUUAAAAACAACUCUGACGACAGCUCUGAUGCUGACGAUCUUGAUGAUGACUCCGACGAGGCGUACUUAUCAGACUAAAAUGUAUCAUAUCUUAUUUUAAUACUAUUUUUAAAGUUUGUUUGGCUGCAUGGCAAGACCAGCACUAACCCCAAUACCCGAAUAAAUGUUGACAGAGGCCUUACUGGCUAGAGGGUGACAGUCUUCCCUCAUUUUUGUCUUUGUCGUUUAUCUGCUUAAGGUUUUGUGUCUACUACUGAUCUAUGACUUCAAAUGUUCCUGGUAAAUUUCUUUGUCUGUGAAUCUUUUCUUUAUUCUGAAUCAUUUUCUUUCUAUUCUGCCGUCUGUGACAGUUUGCUAAGAUUUCCUGAUCCAUUUGUCAGCAGUUUACGUUCUUGGAUUCCGUUUUGUCGAUUAUUUCGGAGGUGACUAUAUUUUUUUUUAUGCGAUAUGUUUUUGUAAUGACUUCUUGUACGCAUGCACGAACAGCCACAUAUACAUAUAAGUGGUUGCCAAGAGGAUGAACUUUGACCUAGCGAAGAGCACGCAAAAAAUUAAUAUAAAUGUCUGUGGGUAUAAAAAGAAAUUAUGCCUUUCUCUUGUGCUUGGUGAAGGAGAGAUUGAAGGAAGAGUAUUGGUUACAUUAAAGAUUAAUUGUUUACUUUUCUCGAUGAUUUGUUUUAACUUUGCACAUUAAAGCACAUGAAAAAUGUAAA